GUACUAAGUGAAAUAAACGCGUAAAUUACUAUUAAGUGAUCAAAUAGGCUUGAAUACUAUUGAGCAGAUUUACACAGAGCCAUUUGUAAAUAAUCACUUUUAUUUAAAGUAUCAUUUUAAAAUAAUAAGCAGUUAAACUAAGGACGUUUAAAGUGAUUGAGUUAUCCGGAAGUCAUUAACUAAUUUAUUUUCCUGUCAGACGGAUAACAACAGUUUUGGUUUCCCUAGAAGCGCUGGUGGAUUAUAAUUAACGUUUGUAAUAAGUAAAGGAAGAUUUUCGGAAGGAGAGAGUCCAUGAAGAACUAACCAGCAAUGUCAGAUUAUAAGUCUAAGCUUGCAGGCAAAGGUUUUUGUAACUGGAUCAAAGCAAAUCUCGCUAUAUCUGUGACGAAGAAUGGCUUGGAGGAUGUCGUCUGUAACAAGCUGCAAGCUGUUCACCAGGAUGUUUUAAACAGCACACGAACGGACGAUCAGAUUCGCAAUAACAUUUUAUGUUCAGAUUGCACAACGCAGAGCAUUAUACACUGCUCGACAAAAUUUCCGUGCAAUAGUCGGGCAAAUGUGUGUCCAUUUCAUGAAAAAACAAAGUACCGAGAAUGUCCAAAUCGAAUUUGUGAUAGGAUUAGAGAUGAAAUAGAGAAGAGACAUGUGUUUAACAAACCGUCAUGGAAAAAUACUCGUGCUGAAGCGUGGUGUAACUCAUACUGGGAAUAUGCUAAAUGCUUUAUGCCCCCUUGUGGAUAUUCUGAUAAGCCGUCAUUCUCUGAAACAGACUUUAAUGGAAUCAUUAGUAUAGUGAGAAACGAGUCCGCUUUUGCCAGUCAGAUUGACACUAAAGAUGUCUGUGAACAAGCGCGAAGUAUUGUGAAUGCUGUAAGACAUAAUUCAGACCUUUCAGUCAGUGACCAGCAGCUUGAAGACAUAGUUACCGUCCUUCAGCAGUUUCUGUCAUGUUGCGAAGAAUUCAAGUACAAUACUCGGAUAUCUCAAGCUAGACUGAAACUGGAAGAGUUGAAGGGUGGAUCAUUUUCAAUCAAUGAGGGUGAUGUGAAACAGUGUAUGAACAAUCAAUAUGAAGAUCUUGUAAAAGAUAUGAAGGCAGACUUGAUACAGUUUAAUAAAGAUGUACAUGGAACAACGUCAAUAUCAAUGGCGAUAAAGGAGAGAGAUUUCCCUCUUCAGGAUCUAUACGUACCACCGAUAAUACACAGGGUCCACUCUGGCAAUACAAACGAAAGUGUUGACCGAAGAACAACUCCCGUGGCAACGUUAAAGGACAUAUUUUUUGGUCAUGAUGGACGCUAUCGUGAGAUUUAUUUAUGCUCUGACGCGGGACUUGGUAAGACUGUAUAUGGAAAACGACUUGCAUUGAUGUGGUGCCAAGCAAACGAAGCGGAUCAAAAUGAAUGUAACUUUACCCAGGAGGAAAUAGAUGUAAUGAAGAGUUUUGGUUUUGUAUUUUUCAUUUCAUUGAAAGAGACAGAUCAGAUACAUGGCGACGUUGAUGACAUGAUUGAAAAACAGAUAAUUCAACAACUGGCAAGAGCGACAAGCUAUAGGACUGAAUUUGUUGAAAGGGUCUUAACGAAUGAGACAUGUUUGAUUAUCCUGGAUGGUUUAGAUGAAUGGUCACAUUCCACUGAACAUAUUCCGCAUAGAAAAUCAAGGAAAACAUGCACGUUCUUCACGACAACAAGAUCUUGGAAAUUUACCGUCGCCAAGAUAAGACAAAGUAAAAUAGAUCAACAACUCGAAAUGGCAGGGAUCGACGCUGCCGGGAAACAGAAACUGAUGUCUAACGUUUUAAAAGUCCUGACAGGUGACAGUACUGAUGAUGGGUCAGCAAGUCAAUUAGUGGAUUUUAACGAAGAGAUAGCUAAAAGAAAUAUAGUAGAAUUCGAGACCAGUCCAAUGCUUUUACUUUAUCUGAUAUGUCUUUGGUUUGACAAAAAGCCACUCGGUGACUCUCGUUGCAGUUUAUAUAGCAACAUUGUGGAAAUGCUGCUACAAGAAGUAUCAAAACCGCAGAAAAUACAAAAAUUGGCAGAUGGAAACAAGAGCAUACCGAAAUGUUUCGAAGGAAACGAGCAUUGCUGCACACGUUUCCGUUUUAUCGAAGAUUUAGCCUAUCUUGCUUUUAAAACGUGCUUUAACAAAAAAACAGAAACUAAGUAUGUUUUUACAGAUGUGAUAGCAAAGAACUACAUGUCUGAGCAGUGCCUAGAAUUUUGGUUAAGGACGGGUAUCUUAACACAAAUCACAAGAAAGAUAAGGCUCACAACACGUGACAUUAGCGUGUCGUUCAUUCAUAAUACCUUUCAUGAGUUUUUCGCAGCACUGCAUCUGGCACUUGGAGAACCAGACGUUGUAACGGACGCUGUGAGAAAAGCGUGCACAGACUUGAACUCGAUUCUUCAGAAUGCAGGUAUUUUUGUAUUCCUUUGUGGACUUAGUCCCGCCACUGGCAGCAUGAUUUUGAAUAGUUUGUCUGAACUUCUAGCAAAUGAUGAACUCACACAAAGGCUUAGGAAGAACACCUACGCUUUUCUUGAUUAUUGGGAAAUCUGUGAUUUAAAACAAGACUUUCAGAAUAUGAUGGUUACCUGUGUGAAUGAAUCUAAAGACAAUGGUUAUAUUUCUAAUUAUCACUUAGAAGAUAUUUUUUUGAAUUUUGAUAGUGAACCAAAGAAACGUUAUAUUAGCGCUUUGUGUGAUUUGACUGAACACAAGAAUGUUAAAUCUAUAAAAUUUGGUCGGUCUCUUGCCCCUGGAAAUGUACAUAAUUUGCACAAAAUCCUGAAUGUACAAAACAUGACAUCACUACAGAAACUUGAUUUAUGGGGUCAUCCAGACAAAAAAGAUGUAGAGAUUCUACUUCAGGCAUCCCCAAAAACACUAACGUGUCUUCUUCUUCACGGAUGCGAAAUGAAAGGUACUAGAGAACUUGAAAAACAUAUAGAGAUAUCUGAAGACAGUUUUGAUUCACUGCAGACUUUGGUCAUCCUCGAUAGCAUAGACCUGUACUGCAUCGCGCUAAAACAUGAACUGAUACGAAAAAUACUCACAUGGCUAGAAGAGAGAACAUGUAUGAAACAAAUUAAGGUUGCUCGCAUAAAGUGCUUAGACCAUCCAGAUUGCAAUUGCAAUUCUGACGAAUUUAUAUUCGAUCUGUCAGAACACAAGCAUCUUGACAUCGUUGGAGUAGGAGAUAUGUGCGUUGCUGAUGUCAAGGUCAACUCGUUGGCUUUACAGGAAUUUUGGGCGGAAUGUAGUGAGCCAGUUGUUACAUCCUUUUUGACCAGCUACGCUCCUUCGGCUAGCAAGCUUCACACACUUGUUGUUGAGUUUAUUGACUCGGCAGCAGUUGUUGAAUGCAUUUUGGAUAAGUUGCCAUAUUUGGACGGUAUUCGUUAUCUUCAGCUGAAAGGCAUGGCUCUGCAAGAAAGGGAAGUGAUAUUAUCAAAGAAGCAAACUGUUAAACAUAUACGACUAAUAGAACUAAAGAUGGAAAGUAGAGCGCUGAACAACUUAAUAGAGGCGUUAGGGACAUACAGCAAUUCCGUCACUGUGGAAAUAGCGUCAUGUGACAUAAGACCAGACAAGGACGAUGAAAAUAUCUGCUUUGAAAACAUUAGAGAUAUGAUUGACAAGAAAUUUACUGUGAUUGCAAAUUUGAGGUGUUCUGGACAUGAUAAUGCUUUUGCAUUUAGAACAGUUUCAUUUGAUAGAGGCUUGCCAGGUCCAUUGUAGUUAUAAGACUUUGAAGGGAAUAAAACAAGUGUAGCAAUAACAAAAUAACACAUGUUUGAAGUUAAUGGAAAUGCAACAUAUUAUGCAGAUACAUUGUGUAAUAUCAUAAAUACAAAGAAAACACUUAAGCAUGUAGGAGCGAAUUUUUUCAAACGUAAAGAAUUUUUUCAUACUCUGUGAGCUUGAAGAACAUUUGUUUUCAAGACAAACAAGAGAAGACAAAAUAUAGGUCACCGGACUCGUUUUAAUUUUAUAGGGCAUUUUCUUCACCCACUGCUUAAACAUUUCUGAAAUUUUGUAAAAUUAGAAAAAUGGUGGUUUUUUAUAAAACAUAUAAUAUCCCACUUAAUGUUAUAGGGAUUUCAGGUGUUACAGGUUAAUAUGAAUACAAGGUGAUGCCAGAAUUAUAUAUAUAAGCAUAAAUGUCACUAACAAUCCUCUUUCAUUUUCACAUAUUGACAUUAUUACCCCACCCACUUUAUUGUCAGUGGAAGAAAACGUAUUUAGAUCUACAGAAAAAAAAUUAUGACGUUAAGAUUUUCAAAAUAUUUUGCAACUUUAAUGACCCACAAACAUUCUUCAAAAUGGAAAGAAAACAAUUAUGGGUCACCGUGCAUCUUUGAGAUUUAUUAAGAAAAAACUGUUAAAAAUUGGUGAAUUUUGAUAUUUUUUGUUCUUUUUGUUUUAAUAUAUGUUUUCUAGAUAACGUAUUGUGCUAUCUUGAAAACCUUUAUUUCAAUUAUAGCUCAUCAUUAUAUGUAUCAGUCAGGAAAAUUUCAAAACCAAACCUAAUCUAAUUUAAUAGAUAUUUGACAUUACCUACCCCUACCCCAUUGUAAAUCUUACGUAAAUUUUAGGUAAAUACCAGCCAAAAAUAAGGGUGAAAAAUUUUUUUUCGCAAAAAGUAGAAUUUAUUUGCUUAAAUGGUACAUUAUUAGGCAUAUUUUAAUUAUUUAUCAUUAAUUUUUGGCAAAACUUUUGUUAGAUAGCACUAUUCGGAGAAACAUUUUUCAAAAUGGCGGAUAUCCUGAAAAAAAAACGCUUGUACAUCCUUAAACAGGCUACCUUCUGUGCCUUUAUCGAUUGAUGAUUUAUGCUUUGCAUUUACUAUAUCAGACUCUGUCAAAAUGUAUAAGAACCAAUGGAGUGUUUACAGAUCGGUUUGAUAGUGCUUGCAGGCUACCACAAGGCUGUUCAUUAUCACCUUAGUUGUUUAAUUGAUUUAAUGAAUUAGUCACUGGAAUUUAGGCUACUGGGAAGGCGCUUAAAUUGAAGAUAAAGUGUUUGUAUUUUACUGUAUGUUGAUGAAAUUAUUCUAGUAGCUGAGAAUGAAACUGAUUUAUAGCAUUUGUUAGAUGUUUUCUCCAAUUAGUGUUCUGUUAAUAUGACAACAGUUAAUUUUCAAAAAAGUAAUAUUGUGCAUUUAAGACCUCGGUUGGUUAAUAGAACAUCUUUUCUUGCAUACCAGACGUAGAUUUCCGGCUGGAAAAAAACAUCUUACACCCCGUACUGUAAAUGACGUAUGACGAACUACAUAUAUGUAGAAGUUAUGCAGUGAUUUAUAUUUUAUUUCACAAACGGAAUAAAAAUGGAAUACCUUGACAGGUCCUCUUAGUUCCUGAUAGUAAAUUUCUCGAUUCAAAAAAACGUUAUUUUAUCAAAAAACCAUAACGUUACGCUGCAACUGAUAAAACAAAACCGGAACUAAGCUUUGUCAUUUGUCUUUGAAAUGUCCUGACGUCGUUCCUGUUUACGGACGUUGGUUUACCGCGCUUUGUUUAAAUACGCUACUAUAAGGAGUAAGAAUAAGAAAAAAGAAAGCCAUUCGAUUGAUUUUAUUUUUACAAUAAUUUCUUGAAUUUGGUAUGCAAGAAAAAGGUUCGAUCACUGGCUGUAUGUGCAGACGGGAAUAUCUGGCUCUCGGGAAACUGUUUACGCGGUAACUUGGCGGAGCCUCGUUACCGCCUAAACAGAUACACUAGAGCCAGAUAGAUUUCCGGCUGGAAAAAAACAUCUUACACCCCGUGCUGUAAACGUUGGUUUACCGCGCUUUGUUUAAAUACGCUACUAUAAGGAAUAGUUCUUAAAAGAAAGUCAUUCGAUUUAUUUUAUUUUUACAAUAAUUUCUUGAAUUUGGUAUGCAAGAAAAAGAUUCGAUCACUGGCUGUAGGUGCAGACGGGAAUAUCUGGCUCUCGGGAAACUGUUUACGCCGUAACUUGGCGGAGCCUCGUUACCGCCUAAACAGUUACACUAGAGCCAGAUAUUCCCAUCUGCGCCUACAACAAGUGAAAGAGUCUUAUAGUAGUUUCACAUUAUGAAGACAUUUUGUUUUUUAAAUUGUCGACUAUUACCCUAUUCAAAUCUUCAUUUGCAUGAGCUAAACCGCAAAGUCUGUGGCGCAAAGUGCUGUAGGGGACUUGGACUCCUAAAAGCAAAGUUAAAAAGGUUUGGUUGUUUAACAUAUAUGUUUAUACGAAAACAAACAAAAUGCAAGCACAAGAUACAAAAAACUGAUAAUAUACAUUUGUAGUUUGUUACAACAAUUUGGUCAAAUUAAUCUACGUGGUUUGCAAAAUUCAUGUACUCAUUUUUCAUCGCAAAGAGAUAAUAGCAGUAUAGAAGUAUAUAUCCUUGUGUGGAAAAAAACUGUUAAACUAGUAAAACUGGUCUUAUUGGUUAUGGCAUGAAUAAGCACAAACAUCAAAUUAAUCUACGUGAUUUUCAUGAAUUACAUGUACUCAUUUUUCAUCACAAAGAUUUAGUGAUUUGUUGGUAAUAGCAGUGUAAAAUUAUGUGUCCGUGAGUGCAAAAAAAAAAAGUUCAACUAGUGAAACUUGUCUUGGUGGUCAUGGCAUAAAUAAGCACAGAACUUACAAAUUAUUUAAAAACAUAUUUCGAAACCGAGACUUAUGUGUCUAUACCUAUACUGUACCUAUUAAACCCAGAGCACACUAGCUAAGUUUAGAAAUGUUUUAUUUGAUAACGCUAAGGAUAUUGAUGUGAAUCUUUAUGACAUGGGCGAUGUGCAUACAUGUAUGUUUGUACUCGCUAAUGAUGAUAGCAAAAUUAAUCGCCAAAAUCAGCUUCAGUAUGCUGAAAAUUUGUUUUAAUACUUUGUACAAAUAUAUUAGUUACAGCUACUCAGAAAUAAUUUAUUUUAGCAUACUUGUCCCGUUUUCACAAAAAAACUUAAUUCUAAUUAUAACAUAAGUCUGAUAAACGACUCAAGAGGGUGAUUACGUUUGAGAGCGGUUCACCAAAUGUCUUAAGUUAUUGCUCAGUUGAGUGAAAACUAUCGAUUCAAAUAUUUUAAUAUUCGUAUUGAUAUAAGCUACAAUUAUGAUAACUCUUCAGAGCUCGCACAGUAGAAGGAAUAAAACUGGAGCGUAACCAGAAUAGAAUUCAUGGGCGGUAGGGGAGAGGAACGAAAAGUUGGACUCUCCAACGCAUUAAAAAUGAUCCCUCAAAGAAAAGUUGAAACCUAUAGCGCUCCCUAAUUUCUGACCUAGAUAGAACCUCUAAAGGAUUUAUCCUGUCGGGUAUAACCCUUUCAAUGCGCUGUCUUCGGCGAAGUCGCUCAAUGCGUCUAGCAAAGUCGGCCAUAUUUGAGUGGAUAACUUUAAUUUGAGGAAGCCUUAGAGCUGUCUCAAAUUAACAGACUCAUCCUCAAGGUUCAAGUACUUACCUGAGUCGAUAAAAUGUUCGUGAAACACAUCUCAAAUAAUUACUCAACUUAAGUCAAAAGAUGAGUACACUACUGAGUUUAGAUAGUUACAACAGACUUAAGUUUUUUUUUGUGAAACCAGGGCCCAUUGAUGAUAAACGAAUCUUAGUAUACUUCAUAAAAUAAAGACACGUACUUUGUCGAACAGUGGGAUUUUUGAGCAUCAAAGAUCAUGGAUCAGCUUGCAACUGUAAUAUGACUGUUUAUUAAUGGUCGAGUUAUAUAUACCAACCAUUGUAGUAUUUAUAAUUUUAGGUACAUGAUAACUACCCUGUUACGUUUGAAUAAUAUAUCAUGCUUUAUCUACAGUGCUCUGUUUUACUUCAACUUUUUAAAUGCUUGAUGGUUCUAGGUACCUCAAAGUCCUACAAAUUCUUGUAAAAUACAAAAAUGUAUUGACUGUAUUCUGUGAUAAGUCUUUGCUUAAUUAAAAUAAAUUUUAAUUUCUGUGA
Messenger RNA from Mercenaria mercenaria, 7927 nucleotides. RefSeq lists its product as uncharacterized. Lineage: Eukaryota; Metazoa; Mollusca; Bivalvia; Venerida; Veneridae. The record is from RefSeq and is a predicted model, not a curated record. The coding region runs from base 313 to 3750 and encodes 1145 amino acids. The transcript is spliced from 5 exons.